GAUCGAACUCGAACAAUAGUGUAUAUAUAGGAAUAUUUAGUACAUCUUGUAAGGAAAAGAGGGAUAGAUGAGACUGAUGCAAACGUUGAAAAGUUGCGCGUAUAGUCUGGCGCUUUAGUCGCUUCGCUAAUUGUGAAUUUAGAUACUAGAGAUAAGUGCGGUUCUGCCAGGUUCUACUGAUGUCGCAACAAUUCAAUCUAACCUCCGAAAAAAACUAACAGCGUCCUACUGAAGUAACUGUCAGUUCACGGUACGUCAUCGUAAAGCGAUUCUACUAAGGUUAUUUCGUGUAUUCCUGAUUUUUGUUAGUUCGUUAGCCGAUGAAGCAAAUCUACAUCUAUGACACAUGGCUAGUAAAUCGUUACUAGAUGGUAAAUUAUAAAAAUUUGAACACGUCGAAAAUAAGGAUAAGAAUAGUGUCUUAAUUCGAAGAAUUUGAACGGUAUUCGCCACGGCUUUCACAGACAUGGUUGGAUUGGCGGGCGGGGGAGGUCAUCUGUAUCCCUCGCCCCCAAUGCAACCUAAUCCAGAAUUGAGAGAAAUGACUGGAAUCGCUCCUAGUGCACCGACUAGCGCUGAUGCCUGUUUAAGUAUAGUACAUUCUCUCAUGUGUCAUCGUCAAGGUGGUGAAAGUGAAGGAUUUAGUAAAAGAGCCAUCGAGUCUUUGGUUAAAAAACUUAAAGAGAAAAGAGAUGAAUUAGAUAGCUUAAUAACCGCUAUUACUACAAAUGGAGCUCAUCCUAGUAAAUGUGUUACAAUACAGAGAACUCUGGAUGGUAGGCUACAAGUUGCUGGUCGUAAAGGAUUUCCACAUGUUAUUUAUGCACGAAUUUGGAGAUGGCCAGAUUUACACAAGAAUGAAUUGAAACAUGUCAAGUACUGCCAAUUUGCUUUUGACUUAAAAUGUGAUUCUGUAUGUGUGAAUCCAUAUCACUAUGAGAGAGUUGUAUCUCCUGGCAUAGACCCGUUCUUUACAGACCUAUCUGGACUGACUCUGCAAUCGGGAGUAGGCGUAGGACCAGGUGGCAGAUUAGUCAAAGAUGAGUAUUCAGUUGGUGGUGGAGGAAGUGCAGCAGCUGGAACAGUAGGAUCUGCAAUGGAUGUUGAUGGAGAAAUGAACCAAACUAUUCAGCAUCAUCCACCUGCUCAACCUACUUCGUCUAGUAAUGCUCAAUCAUCUCAACAGACUUUUAUACCAGGUCUAGCACCGCCUAAUCCAACUAGUGGUGAGGGUGUGUUUGGCAGUAAUGGGGGAGGGAAUAAUGGUGGUAAUCCGCACAGUAAAUUGGAUGACAAUAAUUGCCCCAGACAAACCUGGAUUCCUACACCUCAUCAUCCUACAACACGUAAUAUUCAUCAUCCAGUAGUACAUCCAAUGAGUCACACCGUAGGUAGCCAACAGCAGUCAUUGAGUACAUCUAGUGGAGGCAAUGGGGCACAGAUGCUGAGUCCUUCACAAGGGCAGUCUAGUGAAACAUUUUAUGGAACAAAUACACCUCCUCAAGAUCUUAAUCAACCACCUACUGUUGAUGCAUUAGCAGCAUCUUUAGGCGAAGGUCAAAAUUCUCCUGUAUCGCCUGUACAUCUUCAUCAUCCAAAUGGAUUUCCAGUAGGUACAGCUGCUUAUAAUUCAGGAGCACCACAAUGGACUGGACCCAAUACUCUUACAUAUACUCAAAGCAUGCAACCUCCAGAUCAUAGACAUCUUCAUCCUACUUCCUAUUGGGGCAGCCAUGCAGGUGAAGUAGGUGGAAAUAUCGGUGGUUUACUAUCUACACAACCAGCUCCAGAAUACUGGUGUUCGGUUGGCUACUUUGAAUUAGAUACUCAAGUGGGCGAAACGUUUAAAGUUAGCAGCGGUUGUCCUACCGUAACAGUAGAUGGUUAUGUGGAUCCAAGCGGUGGUAAUAGAUUUUGUUUAGGAGCUCUGAGUAAUGUACACAGAACAGAACAAAGUGAAAAAGCUCGUCUUCAUAUAGGAAAAGGAGUUGUAUUAGAUUUAAGAGGCGAAGGAGAUGUUUGGUUAAGAUGCCAAAGUGAACAUAGUGUCUUUGUACAGUCUUAUUAUCUAGACAGGGAAGCAGGUCGUGCACCCGGUGAUGCUGUGCAUAAAAUUUAUCCUUCUGCAUAUAUUAAGGUCUUCGAUUUGCGGCAAUGCCAUAAACAAAUGAGAGGACAAGCUGCUACUGCACAAGCUGCCGCUGCGGCACAAGCUGCCGCUGUAGCGGGACACCUUACACACGGAGCGCCAAUUACUAAAAGUCUUAGUGCAGCAGCAGGAAUAGGUGUAGAUGAUCUUCGACGACUUUGCAUUUUGCGUUUAAGUUUUGUGAAGGGUUGGGGCCCUGAUUAUCCUCGACAAAGUAUAAAAGAAACUCCAUGCUGGAUAGAGGUGCACUUACAUCGAGCUCUUCAGUUACUAGAUGAAGUUUUGCAUACUAUGCCAAUAGAUGGUCCACGGGGAAUUGAAUAAUUUUAUUCAAUUUUGAAUAAUACAUAUGUUACAAAAAAGACAUCACAUUAUUACAGACUCUGCAUCAGGUGUGCAAAAUACAUACUUGUACAAUACUGUGCAGUAUUAUUAAAGAUUUUGAAAUGAAAUCAGCAAAAUAUUGAUUCAAAUAAAAUAGUAUGCGCUUUCAUUCAGAAAAAAAUGUUUGAGAUUUUUAUUGAAAUUUUUUAUAUAUUUUACACACAUAAUUUUUCGUGUAGAAUAAAAGGUAUAUCACGGCCUUGCAUUACCAUUAACGUACAAACGUUUUGCAAAAGAAAUCUUAUUUUUCAUUAUGAAAAAUUAUUUUUUAAGAAAAUAUAAAUGCAUCUACAUGAAAUGAGGGUAAAAUGAGAGAUUUCUAUUUUAAUAGGCAGUCAUUAUCUUGUUUAAGGGGAUAAAUACAUUUUCUAUGGUAUGGCCUGGUAAGCUCAGUAAAAUGCAUGGAUAAAAAAUGCGUGAUACUUUCGGAAACAUUAAUAGUCAUAAUCUCGUUUUCUGAGAUUAGCUUUGUAAAAUAGCAUAACCGACAUAUAUCUUAUCUAAAGAAUGAUGAUAAAUUUUAAAUUCACUGUUUAUGUCAAAUAUAACACCAAUGGGUUAUAUGCACAGUAGGAAGGUUUUCUAAGAAUGCAAUAUAUUUCAAAGUACUGUCGGAUAACAGCUUUAGUAUAUAGAAAUACUGCGAUAAAUAUUAUAUAAGCCAUUCUAUAAAUCUAUAAUGUCAAAGAAGACAUAGUAUAUAACCAGAAAGAAAUUUAAUGAAAGCUGUUUGCAUAAUGAAAUAUUAAUGGGAGCAAUUAAAUAUUGAGAACAUUGCAUUAGGAAAGCAUAUUUUUAUUAUAUUUGUACUGACAGUAGUUUGAUACUAUGUUGAUAGAAUAACCUUCUAUAUUGUCAUUUAUUUUAUACUUUAUAGCCAAAAAGUAUCACUACAUAAAUAGCUGCAGUUUGAUUUAUGACGUUUUGUGUCUCCUCUUUUUUAUUAUUAUUUUUCCUGUCUGAAUAUAAAUAAAUGCGAUAGUUAGUAUUAUUAUAAUUAUUAGUAUAGUUGUUGGUGGUGAGACAAGAUGAAAAUAUUUAAAACGUGGUACGAGCUAAUUCUUCUAAUCAACCACCAAUGUUACUACUAUUACUAUGUAGUACUUGUUGAAUAAUUAUACUUACUGUUUACCAACCAUUUUAUUAUUCUAUAUUCGUACAAAAUAUUCUUAUAUAUAUAUAUGCUAUAUAUAAGAUGCUAUAUUUGAUAAUAUUACCAUACAGAGAAAACGUUGACCAAAUUUUAUACCUAUCCAUAUAUAUAUAUAUAUGUGCAUGUGUUUGUAUGCGUUUGUAUAUAUAUAUAUAUAUAAGCGCCUAUGUACACAUAUCGACAUUUUAUCUUUUCUUCCUUUAUUCUAGAUAAAGAGAAAAAUUUACCGCUUGUUUUUAUUAAUUGGUGCACAUUAUAGUAUUUUGAAUUUUUGCUUCUUGUUGUAAUUGAGUAGAGAUUGUUUAGCUGUUGUGUUCACGUUAUCGUCCAUAUAUGUAUUUUUUAUGUUAUACUUAAUCAAGAUCAUCCUCAUUGAUACAGAAACGAAUAGAAUUUUGUACAUAUAGGCACAUGUAUGCGCAUUGCGUUGCAAGUAAAAAAUGGGCCAUUCUUGAUUAAGCAAGUAUUGAGUUAUUGCGAGAUGUGUUAUUCAUAUUAUGUGAAGUUACAUGUUACCUUUAUAAUGAAAACAGGUUGAAAGGAGAGUCUCUCUAACAUCAUUAAAAAGCAUAAAGAAAGAAAAAAAAAGAGACAAAAGAGGAAAAUGUUGUAUAGUAGAAGUAACAAAAGGAUGUGCAUUUGUUAAUAACGAUCGAAGAAAAGAGUAAUGUUAGUGACUAAAUUUUUAGAAAGUCUGUAUUUUAGCGAUAAAAUACACGAAACAUAAAUUGUAUCGUUCUUUUUUUUCUAAAUCAAAGGUAUGGAGCUCAAAUGGAAAACUCAUAUUUAAACAUACUUAACGCCAAGUUCGCUUUAGAAAAACAUGUGCCAUCAUUUUCAUAUACACCAUACAUAAAAUAAACAGGAUUAAAAAUUUUUAUAAAUCCUAUAUUUUUACCAUAUUCGUAAAAUGAGAAUGCAACACAUCUUUAAAUUGUGGUGCUUUAGUACGUCCUAUACUAAUAGAUUUUACAAGAUCCAGAAUAAAAAUUUAUACAUCUAAAUUAAGCUAAAUUAAAUCUAUAUAAGAAUGUGAGAUGGAUUGUAAAAAUUGAUGCGUUUGAAACUAUAAUAUUCUGAAAUAGAAUAUGAAAUAAGAAAAGAAUUGAUGUAUGGGAUACAAUCUAAAACUUAGAAACUUUAUAACAAGAAAUAUUCUAUAAUCGUGUUCAUAUGAUGUUUUAAUAAUGCCUCCAAACAAUAGUUUCUUACAUAUAUUAAAAGUGGUAUCAAAGUGCAAUAGCCCUGUCUCAUGUCAAAGAUACCAUAGCUGAUAGUUGUA
Molecule: messenger RNA, 4968 nt
Organism: Frieseomelitta varia
Lineage: Eukaryota; Metazoa; Arthropoda; Insecta; Hymenoptera; Apidae
Gene: Med
Product: mothers against decapentaplegic homolog 4
Exons: 12
Coding region: 467-2473 (668 amino acids)
Biological process (GO): cell differentiation; SMAD protein signal transduction; BMP signaling pathway
Cellular component (GO): heteromeric SMAD protein complex
Molecular function (GO): I-SMAD binding; DNA-binding transcription factor activity, RNA polymerase II-specific; RNA polymerase II cis-regulatory region sequence-specific DNA binding
Source: RefSeq, a predicted model, not a curated record